GCCAAAAGUCGCACGGUUCCUUGUGGAAGCAAGGUACGAGCAUGACAGUGAUCUUCUUCUAUGGUGUGACCUUGUGACUGACCGUGGCAAACCGUAGCUGACGUACGGCAAAUUAGGCCCAAUGUAUAUGUGGAAUACGACUGGCCGGGCGAUUUGUGUUUCCCAUUCUCCGCUAGCAGCUGUCCCGGCCUCCCACCACCCCAUGCUCUCACAUGUUUAUCGGAAACUUCAGGAAAGUGUUAACGUUUGGCGGAAACAGAAAUUGAGUUGCUGAGCCAUCGUCAUCAAUUGUAGAGAAUCCUUGAGAAUGAUCUGGUGUAACAUCAAGUUAAAAUUACUUUACUAGUACCAUCAUUUUUCGGCCACUUAAGGUUAAAGGAAUGGCCGGUAUGUUUUUAUUGGAAGUGGUGUUCAAAGAACGUUUUAGAACUUCUUCGAAAAUUUCACGACUGAUAUCUUUUGACAGUUGUCGAAGACCACACAAUAUUUUGCAUUGUGUAAACAAUAGGAAUCAUUUUAGUGCCCGGGUAUUUUCUCAUAAAGCGGGUCCUGCAUUGCAGAGUGCAAACAGCAAUAAUAAAGAACAACAGAAGUGUCCCAAAAAUUCAGUUUUAUCUGGUUCUCUAACAAAGCCUGGAAAUGUUGACAAAAUAGUAACCAGCUUUUUACCAAACAUCCCUCCAGGACGAAUUGUUCGACAAUGUUUCCAUCCUGGAACAUCUGGUUUGGCCAGAGAUGCCCUUCCACUAAAUGGAAAGCCAGUUAGUGGGUUAAGUAUGCUUAAAGGCAUGCUUUCAUAUAUUUGGCCCAAGGAAGACCCAUCUGUUCGAAAAAGAGUGUGUGUUGCUUUGGGACUUCUUGCUGGGGCAAAAGUUUUAAAUGUAACAGUCCCAUUUACAUUCAAGUAUGCCAUAGAUUAUCUUAAUGUCAAUGCUGCAUCUGGUACUGAAGAAAUGCUAUUAAAUGUUUCCUCUGCAUCAGAUACUGUUACAACUUAUGUUGCUGCAAUACUUAUUGGCUAUGGAUUAGCGCGAGCAGGUGCUGCAGGUUUCAACGAACUAAGAAAUGCUGUUUUUGCAAGUGUGGCUCAACAUUCGAUUCGGCAAAUAGCUCGAAAUGUGUUUCUACAUCUUCACAAACUUGAUUUAGGAUUUCAUUUAAGUCGUCAAACUGGUGCCUUAUCAAAGACCAUUGACAGGGGAAGCCGAGGAAUAAAUUUUGUUCUCACUGCUAUGGUUUUUAACAUUGUGCCAACGAUAUUUGAACUUGCUCUUGUCAGCUCAAUUUUGGGAGUUAAAUGUGGAGCAGCAUUUGCUGGAGUGUCCUUGGGAUGUGUUGGAUUGUAUGCUUUAUUUACAUUAGGAAUAACACAGUGGCGCACCAAAUUCAGAGUGUAUAUGAAUCGGGCUGAAAAUGAAGCAAGUAAUAGAGCUGUGGAUUCACUGAUUAAUUAUGAAACUGUAAAGUACUUCAAUAAUGAAAAAUAUGAAGCUAAUCGCUAUGACCAGGUUCUAAAAAAAUAUGAGGAAGCCUCCUUGAAGACAAGUUCUAGUUUGGCUCUUUUAAAUUUUGGUCAGAAUGCUAUAUUUAGUGGUGCUCUUAGUAUCAUUAUGGUGAUGGCUGCAAAACAGAUUAUGGAGGGAAACAUGACAGUUGGAGACUUGGUAAUGGUGAAUGGCUUACUGUUCCAAUUGUCAAUUCCAUUAGGAUUUUUGGGAUCAGUUUACAGAGAAGUGCGACAAGCAUUGAUUGAUAUGCAAACAAUGUUUACAUUAAUGACAGUUGAUAGCAAGAUAAAGAGUAAACCUACUGCACCACCUCUUUAUUGCACCCCAGAUAAUUCAACUAUAGUGUUUCAAGAUGUACAUUUCCAAUACAUCCCUGGAAAGCCUGUGCUUCAGGGUCUGUCUCUUACUAUACCUGCUGGAAAGAAAGUAGCUAUUGUUGGAGGAUCUGGUUCUGGAAAGACAUCUAUUAUUCGUCUUUUGUAUCGCUUCUUUGAACCUCAAAGAGGAAAUAUAUUGAUUGGCAAUCAGAAUAUAAAGGAUGUUGAUAUUGAAAGCCUUCGGAAAGCAAUAGCUGUAGUUCCCCAGGAUUCUGUGCUAUUCCAUGACACAAUAUUUUAUAAUCUUCGAUAUGGUGACUUUCAGAAAACAGAUAAUGAUGUAUAUGAGGCAGCAAAAAUGGCAGAUUUACAUGAUUCCAUUCAGAAAUGGCCAGAUGCUUAUCAGACACAGGUUGGAGAACGAGGUCUGAAAUUAUCAGGUGGUGAAAAGCAAAGGGUUGCUAUUGCUCGUGCAAUUUUGAAAGGUUCCCCUAUAUUAAUUUUUGAUGAAGCAACAUCGUCACUUGAUUCCAUCACUGAACAUACAAUUUUGGGAGCACUCAAGCGUGCUACAGAAGGCCGUACUUCUAUAUGUAUAGCUCACCGACUAUCAACAAUUCUAGAUGCAGAUGAAAUACUUGUGCUUGAGAAUGGGCAUGUGGUUGAAAGAGGUACACAUGAGCAGCUCUUGAGUAGUCGUAGAAGUAUUUACUCCAAGAUGUGGGAUAUUCAACAGGCAGCACUGAAUACUGGACCUACAGAGAAACCUGCUGUACCUCGGGCAGCUAUCAAUUAAUUCUACAGUAGUGUUGUGCUAUGCAGUGAAAGUGAUGUCCUUGUAAAUAAAUAUGCAGUCUUCUCCUUAAAAAAGAAACAAAGAAAAGAAAGUAGAAGUAACCCAGUGUGUGAAGAAAGUAUGAUUCGUGAUAUAACCAGGAUCUGUACAAAAGGAUAGAAUUACAUAUUCAUUAUGUUCUGCAUUUCUCCCAUACCACAUUAAGACAUCAUCAAUUGGUUUCAUAGUAAAUAGUUGUUUUUGACUGUUCAUUUAUGCUCUUUUCUAUAAAAAUUGUUUUUCUUUCAUGCUUAUAAAUUUUUUUAAUUGUCAGCAGAAGUUAUACGUGCUUGUAUAAUUUUAUUAUUCUUUCUAAUAAACUGUGUGUAUAAGCAAAUGUGAAUUUGAACAAGAUUCCUGAUUGAACACUCAGGUAACCUCUUUGCUUUUGUGUAUUUAGAGAGAGACUUUCAGAAUAUUAUAAUUGGCUCUUAAUGUUUUUCUGUAUUUGUGAAACCACUGGCGAUCUUACAUUUUAUUUCAAGUGAUUACAUUGCAUCACAAAAUGUAUAAAUUUUAUAAAUGAUUUAUUGAUCACGUCGGCAGUAAUGCUGGUCAUUAUAUUUCUUUUGAAGUCACUUUCUGUGGAUCAGAAGUUUUGUAAGUAUAUAAAAAUUGUAAUUAUUCAUUACUGUUGAUCAAGUGUACAAAAUAUUUAUAUACUGCAUUGUACAUAAAAGAUUGUUAAUAAAGUUAAUAGUCGUUUUAAUUUUGUAUGCAUAUUUUUUAGCAAAUCUAUCAUGAACUUUGUAAAUAAAUGCAAUAGGCGGUAAUGCUGAAAGGUUUUUAGCAAUUUCUGUCAAAACUGUGUGCUCUUCCCCUUGUUCUUGUGACAUUUACAUUGCAAAAUUAUGCUUUUGCUCUCUUAUCUGAGUAUUAGAGCAAUGCAGUUUGCAUACCAACCCUUAUGAUAUAGAGAAAUUAAGUUAUCUAUAUAUAGACCCCAAAAUAUUUAAAUUAUAUUUUGUAUUUUAUACCUAUUAUAAUUUUGUGGUUUAUUUUUAAUUUCUCUUUCUCCCACUAUCUCCCCCUCUCUUACCCUUUCUCCAUCCCCUCCCUCCUCCUCCCAACUCUCUCCCUCUUCCUACACUCUCUAGAGUAAAUAUUUUGGGUCAAGACAUACUUGAACGCCUCAAUUGGUAAAUUGCGAAAAUCAGUAUCCUCUCUUUUAUCUUACACUAUUGGUUUAUGAAUAAAAAUUGCCACAAGGAUUUUACAUGUUAUGUCGAUAUUUUUUUCAGUUAUUUACGUUGCAGCUUUAUAUCAAUUCAAUUAUAUUGUAACAAUUAUUUCGUUAUCUGCCGGCGCACCACGAACUGGACGGUUCCGGGUUAUUCGCGAGUCUGGUAGAAAUUUGGAGCAAGUGCCGGAUGUGU
This is a messenger RNA of Gryllus bimaculatus (two-spotted cricket), 4036 nucleotides long. The record is from the annotation of a GenBank genome assembly. NCBI's taxonomy places the organism in Eukaryota, Metazoa, Arthropoda, Insecta, Orthoptera, Gryllidae.